Molecule: messenger RNA, 5187 nt
Organism: Cygnus atratus (black swan)
Lineage: Eukaryota; Metazoa; Chordata; Aves; Anseriformes; Anatidae
Gene: ZNF518A
Product: zinc finger protein 518A
Exons: 3
Coding region: 506-5140 (1544 amino acids)
Biological process (GO): regulation of transcription by RNA polymerase II
Cellular component (GO): nucleus
Molecular function (GO): RNA polymerase II transcription regulatory region sequence-specific DNA binding; DNA-binding transcription factor activity, RNA polymerase II-specific
Source: RefSeq, a predicted model, not a curated record
AGGAAGAGGAGGAGGAAGAAGGGAGGAGGGCAGCGGCACCUCCGGCCUCGGCCGCCGCUCCCGUCCCUCCCGGGGGCGGCGCCAUCAUCCCCCCCCCACCCCGCUCCCCCCUCCUGGGCCUCGUCGGCUGCCGUCCGGCGGCCCCAGGUGAACGCGUAUCCCUCCGCCGCGGCCGCCCCCACCGCCGUAGUCGCGGCCGCGCAGUCCCCGGAUGGAAACUGUUAUGGCCGCCGACAGCGCCGCGCCGGGCCGUGGGGACGGGCGAGACCUUUUUUCAGUAUUUCUCCCGACCGUGGCCUUUUCUGAGUUUUAUGUAUUUACCUCUUCUAUGUGUGUGGAAAAAUAUGUAAAAGGCUGUUGAAGAAUUGAAGUCUUUUCAUAAUGAGAGAAUAAAAUGGGAAAGUUGUUGAACACUGAGGAUAACUCAGCACAGUAGUCUUGUUUGCUGCAGGAACUAAGCCUAAUCACAAGAAUCCACUUAAAGAAAAGGAAUACCUGUGAAAUCAUGCCAUCUGAAAAGGGCCAUUUUUUUCAUGAUAAAAAGCAAAUUAAUUUGUUAAAACACAAUGCUGCAGAUAAUCUUUAUAUGGAUACUACUUUGGAAAAAGCACUGGGGAAUGAUCCUUUAAGUAUGAUGACUCGACCAGCAAUUUUAGAUGUCAGUGUCUCCUGUGAACUAAAGAAUGCGAAGAUUGAUUUACCCAAAGUGAACAUUCCAAAUGAAGUGUUAAUGAAACAUGAAGUUGAUAGAUUUAGAAGACUAUUUCAGUGUAAACAGCAAACUGCAAGGAAGUCCGUAAAUCUGGAGAAAGUGAAUGGAAGUAGUCCCAUUUGUUCAGAGGGAAGCCAUGUACAGAAUAUACCAGAAGUGCAAUUUGAAGAAGGGCUGAAAACUACAGCAAAGAUACUGAAUUUCACUUGUACGAAGUGUGAGGAUAACGUUAGAUACAGCCCAAAUGACCUACAGAAACAUUUUCAGCUGUUACACUAUGGCGAGUUGCCUUUGUAUCCUUGUGAAAUGUGUAACUUCUCAGCUAAUGACUUUCAGUCAUUUAAACAGCAUAGACGCACCCAUCGCAGCACUUUAGUGAAAUGUGAGCUCUGUAAUGAUGAGCAUAUGUACACUUUGUUCGAUUUGACAAAACACUUCACAUCAAAGCAUUGUGUAAAUGGUCACUUUCAAUGUGAAAAAUGUGUGUUUUCUACCCAGGAUGUGGGCACAUUUGUUCAGCACAUUCACAGACAUAAUGAGCUUCCUUAUAAAUGUGGAAAAUGCCAUCACGUAAGCUUUACAAAAGAGGAGUUCCAGAAACAUGUUGUUGUCCAUACCAGCGUGUUUCCUUUUGGUUGUCAGUAUUGCAGUUACAGAACACAGCGGAAAGAUUAUCUUUUUAAACACAUUAUAUCUUUGCAUAGAGACCACUUAUAUACAAAAGAACAACUGGAAAAGGAUAAAUGUGAAAAAAGAAUAGUGAAGACUCCAGCAGGACUAAAGCUUGUGUUAAGAAGGUGUAAAACGGGAGCAUCGAAAAAACCUCUCUGGAGACGGAAAAAAAUAAUCAGUGGAAGUGACAAAACUGAAGAAAAAAAUUCACAAGUGCUAAGAAGUGUGAACAAACUUCAGCCAAAAUUGGAUGAGUUGAACCAGUGUAUGAGAGACGUGGAAGCAAAUGAAGAAAAAGAUCGAAUUAUGUAUACUGAAAAGCAUAAUUUCACAGGUGGAAUGCUCUCUGCUACUGCUGCACAAUACAAUAAAGCAGAUGAUGGAACAAGCUUCAGCCUGGGAUUAUUGAAAAAUGCCAUUCCAGGGCCUACGGUAUUGAUGGUGAAAAACAAUAAAAUAUCUGUUCCAGCAAAUUACAGUGCUAAAUUUAUGGGAUUUAAAAUGGUAGAUGGAAAGCAACAUAUUGUUAUAAAAUUAUUACCUACAAGUAAGCAAAACUUGCAUGUGUUGGGUCAGAAAGCUCAUUCUCUUAAAGAUGGCUCUACAACUCCUUUGAUACAGACUGAUGAUCCUUGUAGUUCGUCUUUAGGUGCUAUACCAAAUGUUGCUGAUCAGUCAACCUUAAAGAACAAUUCCAUUCACCCAUUACCCUCUCCUUUGUUUUCUUCUGUUCCUCCUUCAGGAAAACCAAAAGUGGAAAAACAAAACUCUUUAUUGUAUGGUAGGAGUCUUUCUCAAACUGUAGCACCUUCUAAUGUAGCUGUAGGAAAAAAUUCGUAUCACUUGCCAAUGAAGUUGGGCUCAACUGUAUCUCCAUGUGAUGAGGUGACAAAAAUUGAACCUCGAAGUAACAUCUCAUGGGGAAACUGUAGUCCUCCAAGUCAUCCUCAGGUAUUACCACCAACUAUUACAAAUGCGCUUCACUAUGACCAUAUGAAAAUGUCCUUCUUUUCUGAAUUGAAAAUGCAACAUGGUGGCCUGAACAAUGGUAUUGGAAAUAGUGAUCUCUAUUAUUCACCUUCAGUUGAUUCUUCUAAUGAAGGGUUGCUGUCGUUUCAUAAUUAUUCUAAAAUGGAUACUUCGGAUAAUCAGUGUAGCUUUUGGAUGUCAACAGAUGACAAAUCUAAAGAGUUUAUAUCCAGCCAAACAGUUUCUUUUCAAAACAGAAUUGAGUCUGCAUCUUCAUAUUCAUAUCCAGAGUCAAUCAAAGGCUUAAAACAAGAGAAAAUUGUAUCAGACGAAUCAAAUAUUAAAACUUAUGGGUACAUGAACACUAAGAAUAACUCUGUGUUUUCUAAAGGCCAAUCUAAAUGUGUUAUUGACAGAGAGUGUUUUGUGGAAGACCAGCAUAAUGGCCAGCAGUAUUUGGAUGCUAACAUACAUCAAGACUUUGAGAACGUAGCUGAGAAAUUCCAAGAAAAUGGAUCAGAUUCUGUUAACUCGGUCUUAAUGCCUAAAAUCACAUCUGUUUUCUCAUUGCAAAGUGAACAGGCAGCUCAUUAUUUAUCGCCUGAAAUAAACCAGUUAUUGCAAGAUGUGUUAAAAGUGAAAGCAACUACUCAGCAAGAAUCCCACAGCAAGUCAAAUAACUGCAUAAAACUUCAUUCUGACAAGCUGCUUUCUAGUCAUGAGACAGGGAAUAGAGCCUUUGCACAUUUAAAAAGCUCAGCAACCGCAUGUGGUUUUCAGAGGCCUCCUACUAAUGCUGGUUUUCAUUUAUGUAAGAGAGAGUUGAACACAAGCUGUAGCACAAAUGAAGGUACGCAUUGUAGGAGAGAAAGAAAGAUACCCAGAACAUUAUUUGAUUCACAGGGAGUGGAUAUAUUAUCCAGAUCUCCAGGUGCUGGUGCGUCGCUUAAAACUCAUACAGAUGCAAUCAUAACACAGCAACUAGUAAAAGAAGUACAGUCACCAACCCCAAAUCCUAGCAGUUUUUCUCCAGUUCUUCAGGAGCAGAAGAAAACUGUUUUAGUUCAGUCAUCUCCAGGAUUUUUUGUUCCUUUGCACCUUGCUAACCAGCCCGGACUGCAGGUUGUUUCAGGAAAAUCUCUUCCGUCAACCAGUUCAUCUGAUAGUCAUGUGACUAAAGGUGUACCUGCUUCUUUCCUUUUAAAUAAAGGACCUGGAAUGAUACUGACUUUUAGUGGGGCAAUUGGAACAGUUGCAAAUGUCCCUAGUGAUAGUUCUCAGGUUUUAGGCAAUGUCGCAUCCAGAGAAUAUGGUAAAAUAACCAUACCAGCUUCAAAAGUGGAGCGGAAAAAUGACAGCUUCAGAAGCGUAAGAAGUUCCUGUAGUAGGAGAGCACAUCAUCCAGCAAAUGACUCACUGAACAGCACAUCAUUCAAAGGACCUUUUGUAAUUACAAACUCAUCGGAGUCAUCUAUGAAAGGAAUUUCUUCUGUGAAAGUGUUACCAGAGCAUCAGGAUGCUGUCUUUGGUUCUGUGGAGUCAGUAAAACAACAGGAAAUGAAACAGAAACAGCAUGUUUAUGCACUUUUGCCUGAUGGACAGCAGGCAGUUUUUCUGCAAUGUAUGACGCCAAACAAACCUGAAGUACGUAAACAUAGUGUUUUUCAGGAGAGUGCUCAUUGUCAAAAUUGUCAACCAAAGAAAACUGGAGCCAUGCAACAAAAGCUUUUGCUGAAAAUUAAGACUUCUUCAGAUACGCUGACUGAUACCAAUCAGUCAGUGAACAACUCAGUGCCCUCACUACAGUUGGAUAACUUGCAGUCCCUUACUCCUGCACUAGCACAGAAACAGACUAAUCUUACUUCUAAUGAUGCCUUAAUUUUACCAGGUAGGUUAAUGCCAGCAAAUGCCUCUUUGGCAAACUCUAAUCCAGCAUGUUGUAUUCCUUCUGUAGAACCUGUAUAUUCUACCAAACCUGCAGGGACGUGGUUGCGAAAAGGUUCUGUUGAGAGUACGCAAGUAAUAACUGCUAACAACAGGAAUAACUGUGGUAGUCAAAAGUCUACAUGGAGGUCCCGAAACAGAAUGGCAAAAGUAAAAUCUCGCUUAAAACAAACUGGGCCUGAAAGUUCAGAAACUGUGGUUUUACAAAGAAACAAUUUCAAACGGAAAUGCAAGGAUAAUUGCCGCGAACCUCCAAGAAAGAAAGCAAUGUUGCACAGAAAGUGUAAGGAAAAGAAUCAAGCUGAAAUUGUUAGUGAAUCAGGUGGCCCUUACAAACCAAGGGCAUCAAAAGAAACUGUGAGGACUUUGAAACUACUUCCUUUUAAUUCUAAACAGCUUGUAAAAUGCCCUCGGAGAAAUCAACCAGUUGUUGUGCUUAACCAUCCUGAUGCAGAUGUUCCAGAAGUUGUAAAUGUAAUGAAAACCAUUGCUAAAUUUAAGGGACAUGUUCUUAAGGUUUCAUUGUCAAAAAGAACUAUUGAAGCGCUUCUGGAGCCAGCCUUCUGUAAUAAUUUGGAUGUAACUACUGAUGAUCUUUCUCAAAAGAGGCACAAGACAGUAAAACCUAUUAGCCCUGUAAAAGAAAGAUUUGUAUUAAAAUUGACACUGAAAAAGACUAGCAAAAACAAUUAUCAGAUUGUGAAAACUACCUCUGAUAAUACCUUGAAAGCUAAGUUUAGCUGCUGGUUUUGUGGUAGAAUAUUUGACAAUCAGGAUAAUUGGGUAGGACACGGACAGAGGCAUCUGAUGGAGGCUACUCGAGAUUGGAAUUUGUUAAUGUAAUGUAAUGAUGACCAGUGAAGAAAAUAAAACUUAACUAUCAUGCAUCA